AUGCAUAUGAAACUCGCAGAUAACCUCGGGGACAUCCUCGAGGAAUUCCGUCCCAAUCUGACCCGGUUCGAAUCUCUCUAUCGCCACAUCCAUAGCCACCCCGAAUUGUCCUUCUGCGAAGAAGAAACCUCAAAUAUCGCUGCCGAGCACCUGAAGGAAUUGGGAUACGAAGUACAUACGCACAUCGGUGGCUACGGCGUUGCCGGGGUUCUCCGAAAUGGCGAUGGGCCCACAGUUCUUCUACGAGCCGACAUGGACGCGCUCCCAGUAGAGGAAAAGACAGGGCUCCCCUACGCAAGCACCAAGACUGCGAAGAAUAAGGAUGGAGUAGAGGUGCCAGUCAUGCACGCCUGCGGUCACGACACCCAUGUCGUUAGCUUGAUGGCCAGUGCUUCUCUCCUUUAUUCGGCCCGAAAGCAUUGGUCCGGCACCCUGAUUUGCAUCUUCCAACCAGCAGAGGAACUAGUAUCGGGAGCGCGGGCCAUGCUGGAUGACGGUCUCUAUGACAAAAUACCUCACCCUGACGUGGUGUUGGCACAGCAUGUCAUGCCCAUGAAAGCAGGCACGAUCGGUGUCAUCUCCGGCCGGCUCUUGACGGCGGCGGAUUCGUUCAAUGUGCGCAUCUUCGGCAAGGGUGGCCAUGGCUCGGCGCCUGAGGUCUGCAUUGAUCCCGUUGUUACGGGGGCCUCGAUUAUCAUGAAGCUGCAGACCAUCGUGGGCCGUCAGGUGCCUCCCGGCAAACUGGCUGUGGUGACAUGUGGCUAUAUCCAGGCCGGUCACGCGGGAAACGUCAUCCCAGACACGCUCGAUCUCAAACUGGACGUGAGAACGUGCGAUGAGGUGAUCCGUGAGCGUGUGGUGAGCUCCGUCAAGCGAAUCAUCCGCGCCGAAUGCGAGUCAGCUGGCUGUGAAAAGGAACCUCAAAUCGACCACGUCUCCUCCACCCCGGCCACCAUCAAUGACGACGCCACUGUACAAACCCUGCGGAAGGCUUUCGGCUCUUACUUUCAAGAUUGUCUCGUUGAGACGAGUCCUGCCAACGCAAGUGAGGAUUUCUCAUUAUUGGCUCGAGCUGUGAACGCACCGUACGUGAUGUGGACAUAUGGCGGCGUCGAUCCUCAAACCUGGGACGACGCAGUGAAGAAUGACACGGUGAAGGACCUUCCCAGUAACCACUCGCCAUACUUUGCGCCAGUGAUCGAGCCCACGCUUCAAACAGCCGUGGAUGCGAUGUCCAUCGGAGCGCUGACAUUCUUGGAGCGACAAUGA
Messenger RNA from Aspergillus ibericus CBS 121593, 1269 nucleotides. Its product is annotated as putative zinc metallopeptidase. NCBI's taxonomy places the organism in Eukaryota, Fungi, Ascomycota, Eurotiomycetes, Eurotiales, Aspergillaceae. The coding region runs from base 1 to 1269 and encodes 422 amino acids. Gene Ontology annotation, molecular function: hydrolase activity. The record is from RefSeq and is a predicted model, not a curated record. The transcript has 2 exons.